AUGGACACAGACACAGGCAUGCACCAAAACCAACACAACAACCAACAGUUCAAAAUCCAACACAACAACCAACAGUUCAAAAUCCAGCACAACAACAACAACCAACAGUUCAAAAUCCAGCACAACAACAACAACCAGCACAGCAACCAACAGUUCAAAACCCUGCACAACAACAACCACAAACAGAGCAAGGACAUAAAAGAAGUAGAGAACAAGGAAACCAAGAAUUCUUAA
Trichomonas vaginalis G3 is the source of this 234-nucleotide messenger RNA. RefSeq names its product protein of unknown function, DUF4106 family. The record is from RefSeq and is a predicted model, not a curated record. The coding region runs from base 1 to 234 and encodes 77 amino acids. NCBI's taxonomy places the organism in Eukaryota, Parabasalia, Trichomonadida, Trichomonadidae. The transcript has a single exon.